AGUAAAAAACAGAUAUAAACAAUCGAUAUUUAGAUUUGUUUUUAUAGUUAUAAUAAAUAAAUGUAAAAGCUCUUCAUCUCUUAAUAGUCAGAAGCAGAUUUCUCUAGCCUUGAUUAACAGUUGCUAGAGUCAAAUCAUCAGUCUAUUAAUGAUCAAAGUUUAUUGUAGGAGGAAUCUUUUAACUGUUAGUUAAAUACUUUAUAGUAAUAAUAGAAUAGAAAUAAUACAUCUUGUUCAGAUGAUCAUACUCAAAAUCAAAAUGAAUAGUUCAAAAAAGUGCAAUUUAUUGUUAAGCCUUCUCAGGUUUUGCUAAAUUUCUAAAUAAAUGUUUUUACUGGAUUGUAGAUUACUAGCGAUGGAGUAAUUAGAUAUUUUCCAGCUAUUUAACCAGUUUAUUUUGGUUUUAAUUAAUAUGAUUCCAUUUAAGUAGAAGACUUUUAUCACAGCAUUGGAUUAGUUAAUCUAAAAUAGCACAACAGAGCUAAGCAAACAAAAAGUAGCUAUAAACAGGCUUUGGAUUUUAUUUAAUAUAUCCCAAAUAUUGAAUAAUAAAUUGUCAAAGAAACUUUCACUAAAUUUGGAAUGCUGAUGUGUAACUUAAGCGAGUAUUUUGCAAAACAAAUUACUUCAGAAGCUAUGCUUAAGACUAAAGAUGAAGAAUUUAAGAUGUUUUAAUAAAUGUGCAUGAAAUUUCUUGAAGAAUUAAACAAUUAAAAUGGAAAUUAAAUGUAUUGUUAUUAGAUUUUUAGAUUAAGUCAAAAAUACAAUGAUAUAGAUUUUUCAAACUAUGGCUACUCAAAAUCCUACUUAGAUCUAUUAGGGAUUAAUGCAGAAACACUAUCUUAAAUAAUAUUAAGAGGAAAGUAAAUAGACUUAAUCCCAAAUAAAAUUGAUAUAACGAAAUAAGGUUUAACUUCUUUGUAAAGAGUAGGAGUUGAAGAAGAAGAUAAUAAUAUUGCAGAGAUUAUUACCUUUGAUGGCUUUCCCAUAAAGAUUCAUUUAAAAAGAAAAGAUUAUGGGAGUUUAUUUUUAAACAAAGAAAUUUUAUAAGGUGAAUAUGAACAUUAUUUUUUGAUUACUGAAAUAGAUAUAGAGCUAAACGACUUACAAUAACUAAUUAAUUACAGAUAAAGAUUAACAUAAAAUUUUAAACUUUCUUAUGAUGAUUUCAUUAAAAAAGAACUCUCAUAUCUUUUCGAAGAUGUUGAGUACUCUAUUCACUCAUAAGCAUUUUUAGAAAAAUAUUAUGCUCAAAAUAUUAAAUCACUAUAAAAAAAAUAGUAAUUGCCUUGUGGCUAUAGAUAAAUCUAAAACUGA
Tetrahymena thermophila SB210 is the source of this 1317-nucleotide messenger RNA. RefSeq lists its product as hypothetical. NCBI's taxonomy places the organism in Eukaryota, Ciliophora, Oligohymenophorea, Hymenostomatida, Tetrahymenidae. The transcript has a single exon. The record is from RefSeq and is a predicted model, not a curated record.